AUGGAGAAGUAUUUUCCGAUUGACAUUCGCAGUAAGAAAGAGAUUGAGUUCCUUGAGAUGAAGCAAGGAAAAAUGACCAUGGCUAAUUAUGCAUCUAAGUUCAAGAAGUUGUCUAGGUUUUACCCUCACUACAAUGGGGUAGGAGCUGAAGGUUCCAAGUACUUAAAGUUUGAGACUGGGUUGCAUCCUAAGAUCAAGCAGUUAAUUGGUCAUCAAGAGAUUCGCCAAUUCUUAGUGUUUGUUAAUAAAGACAGGAUCUACGAUAAGGAUAAUCAUGCUAGGUUAGCUCACUACAAGAGUGUUAGUGAGAUGAAGAGUGGAAAUCAAAAUCGUGGUAAACCUUAUAGAGAUCCAUCUAAUAAGGGAAAUCAGAUGUUUUAA
Messenger RNA from Lathyrus oleraceus (garden pea), 381 nucleotides. RefSeq lists its product as uncharacterized. The record is from RefSeq and is a predicted model, not a curated record. The transcript has a single exon. Bases 1 to 381 code for a protein of 126 amino acids. NCBI's taxonomy places the organism in Eukaryota, Viridiplantae, Streptophyta, Magnoliopsida, Fabales, Fabaceae.